UUGAGGCUAGCCCUGAAAGACUUUUUAAAGAUCCAAACUACAUAUAAAAACGAAUGCUCUCAACUUAGUUUCCAUUCAUUGUCAAGGAUAUUCAGCGGUGCAGAGCAGUUCAUCCGUGGAGCGGAUUCAUUCACGUACUGCAGGGAAUUAAGUGGCUGUUUUUCUAGAGAUCGAAAACCAAUGUACACAACAAGCCGAAUCCACGAUACUUUAUUUUCUCUGUUGUGAAGAAUUCUACGUGCAGUUCUCUUUUAAGAUAAUUGUAUCUCCUGUUUUGGAAAUAACAUUGCUUCUCUUAUAGACUUCACUGGACCCAUCAAAGUGCUGAGGAGGGACCUACUUGUUAAGGUGAGCCCAGGAGAUGAGUUCUCUGGUCUACCCUAGCCGAAUCAUGAAAGACCGUGAGGCCAUUGCCAUUCUCCACUACCCAGGCUCAGGCAAGAUGAAUGGACAGUUCACUCAGACGGGGAUCCAUCCCUCAGUAACCGCCUCCUCGUCGCCCACCUCCAAACCCCAGCCCUUCAGCCUCCAGCCAAGCCCUCACCUGCUAGCCAGCAUGCAGCUCCAAAAACUCAACAGCCACUACCACAACAUCGGCAAUGUAGCAGGGGACACCACUGCCCCACCCAGGACCUACAGCUCGCAGAGCCAGGGCGCCCUGUCCAACCCAGGGAGCACCAUCAUUGACUCGGACCCCGUGGAUGAAGAGGUCCUGAUGUCCCUGGUGGUGGAGUUGGGACUGGACCGCGCCAAUGAGCUGCCGGAGCUGUGGCUCGGCCAGAAUGAGUUUGACUUUAUCUCGGACGUUUCCUCCAGCUGCUGAUUCUCCUCGCGUAGGAAAGAUAGUCUUGAGGGCAACGGAGAAAGAAAUCGUGAGCUCCUGAUCUAGGCUUAACGUCUCAAACCCAGCUCUGUUGUUUGCUAUGGAAGUUGCAAUGUACAUGAAACAGACCAAUAUGUUUCUAUGUCUAUGAACUUGAGAUCUGUGUAAUAUCUUGCUAAAUGUCAUGCCUCUGAAAAAUCUCGCUUGAGGCUGCUUUCACUUCCCAGAAUCGCUCGCACUGCUGCAGCAGAUGGGGGCAUUGUUGGCAUCUGCCUAGAAGGCAACAUGACUGGCAAAGGCCAGUCUGUGUUUGUUUUGGCAGAGAAUUGGACUGGAACAAAUUGUAUUGUUCUAAAUCAAAUCUUAAAAUGGGUUAAGGAGAGCAGUUGUCUUAUUUUUUUCUAAACUAAGUCCAGUGCUUAAUUAUAGACUGUUGUAAUGAAAUGUUCACGGUUUCAUACUGAGAGAAACGUGUUUGUAGUUCAAUAUUUGCUUUGAAUUUCUAAGUUUGGGAAGAUGGACACCAGAAAGGAAGUAUUUUGAUUCAUGCUAGUUUCUUUUAGAAUGUAUUGGUUUCCAUUCCAAAUGGAGUACAAGUUAAUUAAAACACAUGUGUUUUUGAUUCACUGUAGAUGGUAAAGCAAAGCUUCAUUGAAGAGUUUAAAUGCUGAAUGUGUAGACUUGUCAGCAUUCAUGGGAAUAUACCCCUCUCUCUCCCUGCUGAAACACUACCCUCUGGAGAUGAGUGGGUUAGAUGGCACCGAGGUAUAUGAAGGAAAAUGAGAUGUUGGGAAUUGGGCUACGUCUGCCAUUAAGCGAGGGAAUACCAAGCCUGGCAGAAUGACUUGCUGUGUAUGUGAUCAUGAUGAAAAGAAGGAUCAUUGUGAAAUGCGGAGUAGGACCUGUAUUAAACCGGUGCUUGAACAUUUGAAUUGAUAGCAUUUUUUUUUCUAUGCACAUCUAUACUGUAAUUGAGAGCAAAUAAUGCUCUUUGAUGCAUGUAAGAAUUUUGAUUAUAAAUAUCUAACACACAAAUUUCACAGCGAUUUAUGUGGCAGUUUAGGACUUAAAUCCAAGGAAUCUAUUUUUGUUCUGAUCAGCAUUAGCUAUCGCCCCCCUUUUGUUAUGCUGAAGAUCUUUUUGGUUCUUUGCUUGUUUUGUAUGGUUCAGUAUAUGCAGAUUUAUUUUAAUCCAUCUUCACUUUGGCAUAUUUUACAUUUUAUUAAAUGUGAAAUGUUCCAGCCUAGUAACAAAUGAAGCAAGAAAAAAGGCUAACCGAGUACUUGGUUCUAUAGUUAAGUGUACAGUAUAGGUUCUGAAUGUAUAAUGCACCAGUUAGACCACACUUCAAAUCUCUUACUUGAAUUCUGGUCAUUGCAUUUAUAUAAAAAAUAGAAAUUGAAGCGGAGAGUAACCAGACUAAUCCCAGGGCUAAAAUAUGAGUUUUGAAGAUGAGAUGAAGGAACUGAAUCUAGCGUAUACACCAGGACCACAGGACAUUGUGAGGAGACCCUUUUCCACUGGCAGGUGUAUAAUAUGGGUUACCAAGCCAUAUUGCUGAUUGGGGUCUAUAAGAAACAGAUUGGACCGUUGUGGGGUCAAUCCAUACUAGGAACUGGAUGAGCACUGAUGGGCUGAGCAACCUCUUCCUGCUAUUUUACAUUUCUUCUGUUCAUAAAGGCUACACAAUUAAACAAAUGGUGCCUAAUCAACAACCUAUACAAUGUUAUUUGAAGAAAAAAAAAAAGCAAAGAAUUGAAAUCUUUGGCAGAAUAAAAGUGGAUUAGUAAUGUUAGUGCUAGUGAGGUACGACUUUAAAAAGCUUUAUCACUCCGACUCGUAACUAACGCUUUAUAGUCACUGCACCAGCCCAUCUUCAUGCAGUAUUUAGAUACUCGAGACAACGUUUCAGAGCACAGAUGUUUGCCUUGCCUAUCGGGUUGUCGAUGGCGCGAUGGAUGCUUGUGUAACCGAAUGGGAUUGCUUUCUAAUAAUUAAAUACGCAUCAUGUGAAACUGUGCUUCCAGUGAGUGUCUGCAUGGCAGGAACAAGACAGAGCUCGUGUCCAACCCAUACAGUCAAACCCCCCCUCCCCCCUGCUGGUUUUACACAGCGCAGGGAACUUUAUCUUAAUGACUUCUAAAUUAAUGAGAAUAGUGCCUGUCUCCCCUCCACCUGUCCCCAGGGCAUGGUUAAUUCAUAGGAAAGCCGUUUACUGAUAUGCUUUCUGUUCAGCCCAAGCCACAAGUUUUCUUCAUGGAGUGUGUUUGGCUCUGGUGUACAGGCUUCAGACUUUCUGUUAUGGCGAUGAGGGCAUCUAGUUUCAAACCCCUGCCUUAUUGAUUUGAAAAAAUGAUUUUGUUUGGAGAAGUUUAAGUGUAUGUACCAAGUGAAGUAUAUAUUUUUUUGGUUAAAUGUAUCUCUUGUUUUUUGCACUUAUUUUCCCUUGUACUGAAGACUGUACAUUCUUGGAUAUUAUGUAAAUAUCUAUUUUUGUUCUGCAUUAAUGCAAAAUAAAACUACACUUAUUCCACU
This is a messenger RNA of Acipenser ruthenus (sterlet), 3358 nucleotides long. Its product is annotated as cbp/p300-interacting transactivator 1-like. Gene Ontology annotation, biological process: regulation of DNA-templated transcription. The coding region runs from base 362 to 823 and encodes 153 amino acids. The record is from RefSeq and is a predicted model, not a curated record. The transcript has 2 exons. NCBI's taxonomy places the organism in Eukaryota, Metazoa, Chordata, Actinopteri, Acipenseriformes, Acipenseridae. Gene Ontology annotation, cellular component: nucleus.